This is a messenger RNA of Cataglyphis hispanica, 5196 nucleotides long. RefSeq names its product valine--tRNA ligase-like (gene ValRS). Gene Ontology annotation, cellular component: cytosol. NCBI's taxonomy places the organism in Eukaryota, Metazoa, Arthropoda, Insecta, Hymenoptera, Formicidae. The record is from RefSeq and is a predicted model, not a curated record. Gene Ontology annotation, biological process: valyl-tRNA aminoacylation. Gene Ontology annotation, molecular function: ATP binding; valine-tRNA ligase activity; aminoacyl-tRNA deacylase activity.
CCAAAGUCUGUGCUCCCGGCUUAACACUUUCGUGGUUAGUUUUGCAAUCUUUGAAUGUUUCAUCAGCCAAUUUGUCCAAAGAAACUCUGUGGCCUGGUUUGAAUAUAAAACAGGAAAUAGACAGAUGUUGAGCUUUUUUUGUUGAAAAAAAGAAAAUGGUUAAUAUGAAAAAUGAUGAGACUGCGAACGUGGUUGCGGAAAAUGGUCCUCAGAAAACAGCAAAGCAACUACAAAAGGAAGCCAAGAAAUUGGCGAAGAUGGAAAAAUUUAAGCAAAAGUUAGAGAAAAAGGAAAGUGAAAAACCGACAAAAGUGAAAGAAAAGCAAGAUAAAAAUGAUAAGAAAAAAGAAACCGCAUCAAUCUAUACUAUUAAUAUAUCACCUGGGGACAAGAAAGAUGUUUUAUGUCCAAUGCCAGAUAUGUAUAGCCCACAAUAUGUAGAAGCUGCAUGGUAUGCUUGGUGGGAAAAAGAAGGCUUUUUUAAACCAGAAUAUGGAAGAAAAGAUAUAUUCAAAGAAAAUACAAAAGAAAAAUUUGUAAUGAUAAUACCACCACCUAAUGUAACUGGUUUUUUACAUCUUGGACAUGCUUUAACUAAUGCUGUGGAAGAUUCUAUUACUAGAUGGAAUCGUAUGAAAGGCCGUAUGACACUUUGGAAUCCAGGUUGUGAUCAUGCGGGUAUUGCUACUCAAGUAGUUGUAGAGAAAAAACUUUGGAAAGAAGAAAAAAAAACUCGUCAUGAUAUUGGUAGAGAAGAAUUUGUUAAGAAAAUAUGGCAAUGGAAGCAUGAAAAGGGCGAUAGAAUUUAUUCACAAUUAAGGAAGAUAGGUGGUUCUUUUGAUUGGAGCCGUGCUUGUUUUACAAUGGAUCCUAAAUUAUGUAAAGCUGUAACAGAAGCAUUUGUGCGCUUGCAUGAUGAAGGCAUUAUUUAUCGCAGCAAUCGUUUAGUUAAUUGGUCAUGUGCUUUAAAAAGUGCAAUAUCAGAUAUUGAAGUUGAUAAGAUGGAAUUAAAUGGUCGAACUCUACUAUCGAUACCUGGUUAUGAAAAGAAAAUAGAAUUUGGUGUUUUAAUAUUUUUCGUUUAUCAACUCUUUGCUUCGAAAGAUGACAAAAUAACUGUAGCAACUACUCGUAUUGAAACUAUGUUAGGAGAUACCGCUAUUGCUGUGCAUCCUAAUGAUAGUAGAUAUGUACAAUAUAUAGGAAAAUAUGUGCAGCAUCCAUUUUGUGAUAGACGCAUACCUAUUAUAGCAGAUGAAUUUGUUGACAUAAACUUUGGCACUGGUGCUGUAAAGAUUACACCAGCUCAUGAUCCAAAUGAUUAUGAAGUAGGGAAAAGACACAAUCUACCAUUCAUAAAUAUUUUUGAUGAUGAUGGAAAUAUUGCUGCAAACUGUGGAAAAUUUACGGGAAUGAAAAGAUUUGAAGCCAGGAUGGCUAUCAUUAAAGAAUUGACAGAAAAAAAUCUCUUGAUUAGUAUAAAAGAUAAUCCAAUGGUAAUACCCAUAUGCAGUCGAUCGAAAGAUGUUGUUGAGCCUCUUGUGAAACCACAAUGGUAUGUCAAGUGCAAUGAAAUGGCUGCUCAGGCUAAAGAAGCAGUAAGCACUGGUGCUUUGAAAAUAAUUCCAGAGCAAUUUAAAAAAACUUGGUAUAUUUGGAUGGAUGGUAUUCGAGAUUGGUGCAUUUCACGUCAGCUUUGGUGGGGUCAUCGCAUUCCUGCUUAUGCAAUUAAAUGUAUUAAUUCUCACAUAGAUAAAAACGAGACAGAUGAAUAUUGGGUGAGUGCACAUUCUGAAGCUGAAGCCAGAGACAAAGCAGCCAAAAAAUUAGGCGUUAACAUAAAUGACAUUAUCGCAGAACAAGAUCCUGAUGUAUUAGACACUUGGUUCUCUUCUGCUCUUUUUCCAUUUUCCAUUUUUGGCUGGCCAGAUGAAACUCCUGAGCUCAAGACAUUCUAUCCAGGUACACUAUUAGAAACUGGCCAUGAUAUACUUUUCUUUUGGGUAGCCAGAAUGGUCUUUAUGGGCCAGAAAUUAUUGGGACAAUUGCCUUUCAAAGAAGUAUAUCUACAUGCGAUGGUGAGAGAUGCACAUGGAAGAAAAAUGAGUAAAUCUUUGGGAAAUGUAAUAGAUCCUAUGGAUGUGAUUAAAGGAAUAUCUUUAGAAGAUCUCCAAAAACAAUUGUUAGAUUCGAAUUUAGAUCCAAAAGAAUUGGAACGAGCUCGAGAAGCUCAGAGACGCGAUUAUCCACAAGGCAUUCCUGAAUGUGGUACAGAUGCUUUGCGAUUUGCUCUUUGUGCUUACACCUCUCAAGGACGAGAUAUAAAUCUCGAUAUACUCCGUGUACAGGGGUACAGAUUUUUCUGCAACAAAAUAUGGAAUGCUACUAAAUUUGCACUUACCUAUCUUGGACCUAAAUUUGAACAUGAUACAAAGGAUGUGAAAUACAAUAAUACUACCACUAAUAUUGAUAUGAUUGGUGAUGGCGAGUGGUAUCAGCGAGCUUUAAAGGAAUCUUGUGUACAGGAAGCGCUAAAUAAUUAUUUAGCAACUUAUUCAUAUCUUGAUGGUUACACACCCUCACAACUAGAUUCGAAAGUUUAUGAAACAUUAAAGGAAUUAAAUAUUAAUUUUGCAAAUUAUUUGCAUCUUAAGCGUUGGUAUAAUCAUAUCGCAACAUUUACGAUUGAAGAAAAAACUACAUUCCGUGUAGAACAAAAUAAAAUAAUACCACAACUUACAUAUACAUGUCAAAGAAAUAAUGAUGAUACGUUUAUGCUGACUGGACAUGAGACAAAUGUAGAUUUAUGGAUGUUAUCACGACUUAGUUAUGCUGCUAAGACUUGUGAUGAAGCAUUAGCACAAUAUGAUUUUGCAUUAGCUACUUCUGUCUGUUACAAUUUAUGGUUAUAUGAUCUGUGUGAUAUUUAUUUGGAAUAUCUUAAACCUAUAUUUCAAAGUGAAAAUAAAGUGGCAAAAUUGGCGGCACAAAAAAUAUUAUUUAAAACUUUAGAUGUAGGAUUACGUUUAUUGAGUCCAUUUAUGCCAUUCAUAACGGAAGAACUCUAUCAACGUUUACAUCAUAAAAAACUAAUAUAUCCAAGUAUAUGUAUAAGUCCAUAUCCAGAUAGCUCCGAGUGCUGUUGGAGAAACCAGGAGAUUGAAAAGAAUGUUGACUUUGUGCAAAAAAUAAUUAAAAAUAUUCGAUCUACUCGCGCAACUUACAAUUUACCUAAUAAAAUAAAAACUGAAGCAUGUAUCAUAUGUGACAAUUCAGUUUUAAAAGAUACGAUUGUUCAAUACAAAUCACUUAUAGAAACUCUUGCAUAUUCUAUUCUUAGCACAAAAAAACCUCUGGAGGGAUGUGCUAUCAUUACUAUAAAUGAUAAAACUCAAGUUCAUCUCUUACUUAAGGGUUUAAUCGAUCCAAAGAAAGAGUUAGAAAAGUUAAAAAAAAAGAAGGAAUUGAUUGAACUUAUAGAAAAAUUAAAACAAGAUUUAGCUGUACCCAAUUAUGACACAAAAGUUCCACUUGAUGUUCAAAAGAAUAACAAGGAAAAAUUGGCAAAUAGCGAAGGUGAAUUGCAACAAAUAAUUGAUGCAGUAAUAGUUUUACAAACAAUGUAAAAAUCUAUACAUAUGAAAUAGAAAAUUUUAUAAAUUCUACAACUUAAUAUAGAUAUAUAAUUUAUUUAUUGAGUUACUUAAUAAUAAGUAACUUAUUUAUUGACCUAUUUAAUAGUAGAAAGAACAUAAAAAGAGAUUAUAAUUAUGCUUCCCGGAAUUUCUUUUUCUUUUAUUUAAAAUUAUAUUCACAAAUUAAGAACCAAUUCAUAAAUAAAGUAUGCGAAGAAUGAAAUAACUAAACAAUAUUUAUGUAAAAUAUACAUAAAAAUCUGUUUGUAAAAACAUAUAGAUAAUACUGAAAAGAAAGAAAGAUCAUAAGAAAUAAAUAUUAAAAGAUUCUUUAGGAAAUGUUUUCGCAUAUGCAGAGCAUUAUAAGAUACUUAAGAAAUGCAGACUAUUUAAAUUAUAAUUUAAGGUUUUUGGGGUGUUCUACUAAAGACAUUAUAACAAUAGCGCAAAAUCAUGUUAAUUUUUUUUUAUCAAAAUAAAAACUUUGCCAUCAAUCGCGUUCAUUAGUAUAUUUCGAUAUAAAUUCUUUUUACAUGUUUAUUAAUUAAUAAACAUAUAUAAUUCUCGAUUAAUCAUCAUGAAAUAUUUACUGAAAAUGUAAAUAUGCAGAUUAAGCUGUAUGCGCAUUUAUUAAUAUAAAAUAAUAAAAAAAAAAAAUUCUCAAAAUACAUUUUAUAAAUCUCUACUAUUGAUAUGCGAAUGAUGGCAUACAAAAAAAAAGGAAAAUAAAGGAUGUUUUUGACAAGAAACAAAGUCAAAUAAUUUCUUGUUUUUGAUAUCAUAAUUGAAUAUGGCUAUUAGUAGGGAAACAGGAAUCUUAGUAUUAAAUAUAAAUUAAAUAUAUGAUACAUGAUAUAUGAAAAGCGAUUCAUAUGUAUGAAUUAUACGUAUUUCAUGUAUUAAAAGUAAUAUUUGAACAUAAUUGUAAUAUAUAGGAUAUAAUAAUAGGAUGUAUAUAUAGUAAAACAAGUAUAUAUGAUAAGUAUCUUAUAAAUGAAAAAUUAAAAGGAAAUUUUUUUGGAAAAUGGCAUUAUAUCUUUUCAUAUUUAUUUAUUGUAAAGCAUUGCAAUAAAUGUGCAACAGUUAUUAAAAUUGACAUAAUCAAUCUCUAACAAUGAUUCAUGAACUGUAAAAUUGUAUUAUAUAUUUGUUUUACUUACAUUCUGCUCAUUAUUUGCAAUUGCUGUGGUUAUAGUUUAUGUUUUAAAUGAAUACUGGUAAUCAUGCAAAUAUAUAUAACGGACGUGAUGAAAAAUAAGUAAAAUUAAAUUAUAAUGAUAUAUUAUAUAUACAGUUUGCAAGGACAUGUACCCUGAUAACAAAAUAAUGAUAAAUUUUCAUGAACUGUCCAAUUAGACAUUCUAAAGAGGAUCCUAUAAAUCCUGAAAGUGACAUCAAUAUUUCGCAUCCAUGAGACAUUUUUUAAUGUUUUAUUAAUGGUAAAAAUAAAAAAAAUAUAUGAUUUAAUUGAUGAAACCUUGCAAAAAAACUGAAUAUUACAAAUAAUAUUAAUUAGACUUCUAUUUUUACAUUUCAAAUAGAUAAUAAAUAAUAAACACUA